Messenger RNA from Leptinotarsa decemlineata (Colorado potato beetle), 484 nucleotides. RefSeq names its product bifunctional coenzyme A synthase. Gene Ontology annotation, molecular function: dephospho-CoA kinase activity; ATP binding. The record is from RefSeq and is a predicted model, not a curated record. Gene Ontology annotation, biological process: coenzyme A biosynthetic process. Lineage: Eukaryota; Metazoa; Arthropoda; Insecta; Coleoptera; Chrysomelidae.
AGAUUUGGGCAACAACUAUUCCCAGAAGGGAAGCCAUUAUUAGGCUUAUAAAUCGCAAUAAACUCACAGAAGAACAGGCCAAUAAUAGAAUAGAUGCCCAACCUUCAAAUUGUUUCUAUGUUAAAGCAGCUCACGUUGUAUUCUGUACAUUAUGGCCUGUAGAGUAUACCAAAGAGCAGGUUGUAAAAGCGUGGCAGCUGCUGCAGGAAAGACUCUAGGACUGACAGCUGUGCAUUGUUAUUAUGUUGUCUUGUGAAAAUAGCUAUUUUUAUAUGAUUGAAUUCUCGCACACAAAGAAUAGAUUAUUUGUACUUAUAUGAAUUUAAAAUGUUUCAUUAAGCUCACCAAGUCACUGAAGUUUAAAUUUAUUUAUGGAUUCACUUCAACUAUUUACUCAAUUUUUCAUUGUGUCGAAACAAAAACAAAAAAAUUUCUUUGCUCACAAAUACACUUUUUGUUAAUAUACUCAUGUUUAUAUAUCACA